ACAGGAAAGAUUGAAAGUGACACAGUGUGAUUAGAACCCGGUCCUCUGCGCCGUUUCAACCCCGCUGUUCCUCAGACUCAGACAAACCGGUGUUUGCGUUUCGGUCAGCUGUGUGUUGUGUUUGUUUCUCCCGGGCUGUGCGUGUGUGUGUGUGUGUGUGUAUGUGUAUGUGUGUGAGAGGGAGAGAGAGAGAGAGAGUGUGUGUGUAUUUGUGUUGGAGCGUUUUUCUCGGUUGUUGUUGGGGUUUUUUUCUUUGCGCUGUUCUCUCCGUUUCCUGAGGAUGAAGCGAUGAGUUCAGAGGAGGGAAGAGUUCUGGCCUGAAGACACGGACAAAGACGCAAAAGGAGGACGAGAGGAAAAGUCCAGAUUGCGUGAAAAUACCAAGUGUGUGUGUGCGUGUGUGUGCACGCGCUCCGGUCUGACACACGGGUCCACGGGCUGCAGGACAGACCGCUGCCGGUGCUGUCAAACUCUCUCUCCGCCUCUACACUUCCACACAGCCGCGCAUCCUCCGUCCACCUCCAGUGUCCGACAUUCACUCCGCUGCUUUACGCGCUAUCGUCGCCCCCCUCCCUCACUCCUUCCCCCACCCCCCCCCCCCUCACCCCUGCCCACGCACACACACCUCGUCGCCACGGGCCACUAACUGAAAACUUUUUCCCUGUGUGUGUGGAUCUUCGGUCCGACUCCGAGUCCAGACUCAGCUCAGUACCAGCGUGUCCGGGAGCCGAACCCAAGCCCAGCCCUGGAUUCAAUACUCCUGAUCAAUGGACAGAGCCUCCUCAGCGGCCAGCAGCGCUACAGACACGCCGUAAACAACUCGUUCUCUCUGGCUGGAGCUCCUCUGGGGGUCUGGAGGAGGAUGGAGCGAGGAGGGGAGAGUCCCAUCACCCAGGACAGUCCUGAGCGGAGGGGAGGCAGCCCGGACCUCAGCCUCAGCCUCAGCCUCCCGCCGCCGGGGAAGAAGGGCCGGCUGGAGCUCAACGGCAGCCCAACAGGGCCGCGCAUACGCCACAACGGAGCGCCGCCGAGACCCCUGGGAGGUCUGAUGAUUCCCGUCUUCUGUGUGGUGGAGCAGUCGGACGGAGGGAUUCAGACGGACGGAUGUGAGGGAAGAGAGGAGCACGCGGAGUUCGUCCUGGUCAGGAAGGAUAUCCUCUUCUCUCAGCUGGUGGAGACGGCGCUGCUGGCCCUCGGCUACUCCCACAGCUCGGCCGCACAAGCCCACGGUAUCAUUAAAGUGGGGAGGUGGAACCCGCUCCCCAUCCACUUUCUGACUGACGCCCCAGAAGCCACGGUUGCCGACAUGCUGAUGGAGGUCUACCACAUGGUCACGCUACGUAUUCAACUACAAAGUUUCUCAAAGCUGGAGGAUCUGCCGUGUGAACAGUGGAACCACGCCACGGUCAGGAACGCUCUCAAAGAGCUGCUGAAGGAGAUGAACCAAAGCACUCUGGCCAAAGAGUGUCCUCUGUCGCAGAGUAUGAUUUCCUCCAUAGUGAACAGUUCCUACUAUGCCAACGUCUCCACUGCCAAAUGCCAAGAGUUCGGCCGCUGGUACAAGAAGUAUAAGAAAAUCAAAGUAGAUUAUCUGGAGAAGAUGUGGUCCGGACGAGACACUGCUGACAUCAAAAUUGAGAGAGACAACAUGGCGGACUUCUGUGUGCUGGGCCAGAGACCCCCUCCUCACUUGGCCGGCCUGGCCCAGCUCAGUCACCUGGGUGCUGGUAGUCCUCUCCUCAAAGCUGGAUCUGGAGAUCCACAGACCGCCUCUCAACCACCUCAGCAGCCUCCACCUCCCCAGCAGCAGCCCUCGCCCCACGGCCCCCUCCACCACAGCCCGCCCCUCCGUACGGGCCAGGUGCCUCCUCCGCCUCCUCCGCCCCCGCCGGGCGCCCUGCAGCCCCUGCUGGGGCCAGGUGGGCUGCUCUCCCCUCAGCUAUCCCCGCAGCUGGUACGUCAGCAGCUCGCCAUGGCCCAUCUCAUCAACCAGCAACUGGCCGUUAGCCGCCUGCUGGCCCACCAGCACCCGCAGGCCCUCAACCAGCAGUUCCUCAACCACCCGCCCAUCCCUCGGGGUUCAUCCAAAGCUGGCGGCGACCAUCCCGGGAGCAACCCCUCGGCCGCCGAGGUCUCCUCUGAAAUCUACCAGCAGGUCAGAGACGAGCUGAAGAGAGCUAGUGUCUCCCAGGCCGUGUUCGCCCGUGUGGCUUUCAACCGCACACAGGGUCUGCUGUCCGAGAUCCUGAGGAAGGAGGAGGACCCUCGCACGGCCUCGCAGUCCCUGCUGGUCAACCUGAAAGCAAUGCAGAACUUCCUCAACCUGCCCGAGAGCGAGAGAGACCGAAUCUACCAGGAGGAGAGAGAGCGCACCAUGAACCCCUCGGUCGGCCUCCCCGCCUCCAACUCCUCCAACCCCGGAGCGCCACGCCUCUCGCAGAAAGUGUGGGAGAGGAGCUUGGAUGACCAGAUAACCCCCGAUACCUGGGCCUCCAUCUGGAAGAACAAGACUAAGAUCUCCAACUCGCCCAAGCCGUCCGGCCCGGGCCCCGACCUCCCGCUGAAGCUGGAGUCGCUGGUCAACAUCACGUCAGGCAUCUAUGAGGAAAUCCAGCAGGAGAUGAAGAGAGCCAAGGUGUCCCAAGCUCUGUUCGCAAAGGUGGCCGCCAACAAGAGCCAGGGUUGGCUGUGUGAGCUGCUGCGGUGGAAGGAGAACCCCAGCCCGGAGAACCGCACUCUGUGGGAGAACCUGUGCACCAUCCGGAGGUUCCUGACGCUGCCGCAGGCCGACAGAGACCUGGCGUACGAGGAGGAGUCCAGGCACCAUCACACCGAGAGGCUGCACACCGUCCUCCACCUGCCGCAGGACACACAGCUCUUUUGUCUUUCUCGUCAGGCGCUUCACAGGCCACCCCCGGCCCCGAUGAAGGAGCACCGCUUGUCUCCGAUGCGUGAAGAACCAUUAUCUGCCCCAGGAAACGAUGAGGGGUCACAGACUGUGGGCGCAGGAGCCGGAGGCGGAUGUCCGUCCGGCGCUGUUGGCGGCGCUGGGAGCAACAAGAAGCCACGAUCGCGCACUAAGAUCUCCCUGGAGGCCUUGGGUAUCCUGCAGAGCUUCAUCCAGGACGUCGGCCUGUACCCAGACCAGGAGGCCAUCCACACCUUGUCGGCACAGCUUGACCUGCCCAAACACACCAUCAUCAAGUUCUUCCAGAACCAGCGUUACCACGUUAAGCACCACGGCCGCCUCAAGGAGCUGGGCGAGGGGGCUGCCGCCAGCGGCGGUGUGGACGUCAGCGAAUACAGAGAAGAAGAGCUGCUUUCCGGCUCAGAGGACCCAGAGUCCAGCGAGGACGGAGCUGAGGAGAUCUACCAGUCCACAGAGGGAAGCGGCGGGAGCACAGGUGGUCUGAACCAGCCUCCGGGCUCCUCUAGCUCCAACUCCAGCCAGUCGUCCUCAGGAACCAACAUGGCUCAGGAGGAGGGCAAGGACAAGGGGCACGGCCGGCCUGGUGGCAACAUGGCUCCCGGGAGCUCCUCAUCCAGUCCCCGAGAGCAGGCUGACUACCAGAGGUAGAGACUGACAAACAGAGAGGAGAGGACAGAGAAAGCGAGGGAGGAGGAGGGGAGAAGAAACAAGAAAAAGAAAGAAUCUACGAUACAGAAAUGAGGAACUGGAAAUGAACGGAUGGAAUACGGCUGCACAGAAACUGUAUGAGACACAGAUGUCUCCAUAGGCACAGAUUCACCAAGAAACCAUGAGACUGAAUGACUGUACAUCGCCCAGACGACCAGACGGACUCCUUUUAGCGACAAUCUCUGACAGACAUCUGUGAAAACCUGAUUUGUGGAGUGAAUUACCUCAGCGGCAGACAGCAGGUUUGCAGUGGUUGUGUAACUGUGAAACAGUUUUUCCAGAAAUGUUUAAAUAAUUCACUCCAGACUUUCAUUAGCAGAUAAGACGUUUGCUGCUCAGGCGUCCAAACUACAAACAGACACACAGACAAAUCUCCUAAUCAGCCAAUCACCAGAAAAGACACUCCACGGAGGCGGGACUUCAUCAGCUUUCUGUCCCUGCGCCUCCUCUUUAAAUACUGAGCACAGUCCCAUCGAACAUUCCUCCCUAUAUGCUGAUUUAUAGACUGGAUCCUGGGGCCUUCUGAGACCUCUGCAAUCCUAGAAAUCCUCAGGACACACACUGAUGUUGCUAAUGCUGUUGGCUGCCUGAGAACAUGGAUAAACAAGACUUUCUGUUCAUCGUUUCACAGCGGAAAAAAGGAAACAACCACCGACAUCCCGUCCUCACCUCACCGUCACGCUCCAGAAUCACUACCAUUCCUAUCAAGCACUUAACUGUUCACACAGACUCUGAUCAUUUUUGUGGGUGUGAUGACCUCUGUCCGUCCGUCCGUCCCUCCGUCCCUCCUCUCGAGGUUUCGCAAAAACUGCGGGGUUUAAAAAAAAAAUGACUCACGAGAGAGAGAGAGGAGCAGUGGACGGUCUGGCAGGAGGACAGUGGACUGACAUCGAGAGGAUGUGGCGUGGAGGGACACCCCAGGCUGUGUGCGCGCCCACGGCUCUGAGCCCUUCCUGGCAACAUCCCGCGUACGUGUGGCGAGAAAAAAAAAAAAAAAUGUCAAGAAAAGGAAGGACAGAGCGGAGAUUCAGCAACCAAACAAUCAGUCACUUUAUGUGCGGUAGUCCACCCCUUCCACUCUCCCUCUCUCCUCUCUCCAUCUCACUCUCCCCUCCUUUUCCUCUCUCUAAUUGGUGCCCACAGUCUUGUGUUUCACCACACCUACCCGCACUUAAACUUCACCAACCCUAUUUAUUGCUAUCUUUAUCCAUGAUUAUUAUUAUCAUUAUUGUUAUUAUUGUUGUUAUUAUGGUUAGAAUUGCUGUCAUCGUGUGCUAUUUUUAGUUUUUAUUUCCAUGGUUUUAAAUAUUGGUUUUCAGAACUGGGCGGUUGUUUGGGUAACAAGAGACAUUAAGAGAAACUCUGCCCUGAAAGAAGAAGAGGACGAGAAGGAGACGAGAGUGAAAGAAAAGAAAAAAGAAGCAGUUACUGAGUGUUGUUGGGUUAAAAAAAAAAAAAAAAAUUAUAUAAAAAAAAAAGUCCUGUCAUGUAUUAUGCCAAUUUUUUUAUAGUUCUGUUUCCCAAAAAUAGUAAAUAAGAUUUGUUGAAAAGAGAAAUAGUUAAAUAAGAAAGCGAAACUGAGCUUUUUUGCUGCAGUUGAUGACAAUCGACUUUUUUGAGCCAUUAAAGAAAAGUGGCAGGUUUGAGUCUGUUCCUCACUUUUAAUGUCUGUAAAUACCCGACAUGGGAUUAAUUAUUACUGGUAUACUUUUAUUUUUUAUUUUGCCGAGUAACUUUAAGUGUUUGAGCCAGUUUGGAGUGACGGAAGAGUUUUUGUUUUUCUUCCUUUGGAUAACUCAGUUUCAUCGUUCCAGGCAAAUUGAAUCACAAGAGUAUUUAAGAAAAAAAAAGAAAAAAAAGAAAUCUGUUUUUUUGUUGGAUGUCUGGUGCAGUUGUGUUUAGGUAUAAAAAUCUGUUCAAAAACAAUAUCUGAGAAUGGAUGGCGUGUUGUCUGACUGUCCUGAUCAGCUGCUACACUCAAAACAGAUGACUUGUCUUUCAGUUAUGACUCCGAUCACUCCGUACGAUAACGUUGUGCUUUUUGUUUUCUUUCUGUAUGACAGGAAUCAGGGUUCGACUCAAAUGCAGUUCUAAUGAAAUCUUAAUUCAUCCAGUGUUGAAGUCAAUUAAAAUUUGUGAAUUCAAAGAUCGUGUGAUUUUUAUUUCACUUUUAUGGAUCCUCACACUCACACACUUGGACGCAAACACACACACACACACACACACACACACA
Messenger RNA from Seriola aureovittata, 5870 nucleotides. RefSeq names its product SATB homeobox 2 (gene satb2). The coding region runs from base 863 to 3577 and encodes 904 amino acids. The record is from RefSeq and is a predicted model, not a curated record. Gene Ontology annotation, biological process: chromatin remodeling; regulation of transcription by RNA polymerase II. Gene Ontology annotation, molecular function: DNA-binding transcription factor activity, RNA polymerase II-specific; RNA polymerase II cis-regulatory region sequence-specific DNA binding. Lineage: Eukaryota; Metazoa; Chordata; Actinopteri; Carangiformes; Carangidae. The transcript is spliced from 14 exons.